AAAGGCUGCGGGUCGCGGUGGUAUCAGCGGCGUCGCUGGGAGCCAUCAGCACGUGGCGGGAAGGGGCGGCGCGCGCUAGCUGUCGGCUCCCGGGAGCGGCAGGAGCUACCCGCUUUCGCGCCUCCCGUCGUGUUGCCCUCCCGACAUGCCCGAGGAGGCGGGCUUCCCGCCGGGCAAGAGAUUCCGGCCGGGCGCCGGGCCUCCGAGGCGCGCCGGGUCCUGCCCUCACGGGCGGCGAGUGGUGAUGCUGCUGACCGCGGGCGGCGGCGGCGGCCGCGGCGGAGGAGGCCGGAGGCAGCAGCCGCCCCUGGCCCAGCCCUCGGUCAGCCCCUACCCUGAGGCCGUGGAGCUGCAGCGCCGGAGUCUGCCCAUCUUCCAGGCGCGGGGGCAGCUGUUGGCCCAGCUCCGAAACCUGGACAGCGCCGUCCUCCUCGGGGAAACCGGCUCUGGGAAGACAACGCAGAUCCCUCAGUACCUGUAUGAAGGGGGGAUUGGCCGCCAGGCCAUCAUUGCCGUGACCCAGCCUCGUCGAGUGGCUGCUAUCUCUCUGGCUACCAGAGUCUCAGACGAGAAGAGAACCGAACUCGGGAAGCUGGUUGGCUACACGGUGCGCUUUGACGAUGUCACCUCGGAGGACACGAAAAUCAAGUUCCUGACGGAUGGCAUGCUUCUGCGCGAGGCCAUUUCAGACUCCCUGCUUCGGAAAUACAGCUGCGUCAUUUUGGAUGAAGCCCAUGAACGGACUGUUCACACGGAUGUGCUCUUUGGGGUGGUGAAAGCUGCCCAGAAGAGGCGAAAGGAGCUGGGGAAGCUGCCUCUCAAAGUGAUUGUGAUGUCGGCCACGAUGGACGUGGACCUGUUCUCCCAGUAUUUCAGUGGAGCCCCUGUCCUCUACCUGGAGGGCCGGCAGCACCCGAUCCAGAUUUUCUACACCAAGCAGCCCCAGCACGAUUACCUGCAUGCGGCCCUGGUCUCCGUCUUCCAGAUCCACCAGGAAGCCCCCUCCUCUCAGGACAUCCUGGUGUUCCUCACUGGGCAGGAGGAGAUCGAAGCCAUGAGCAAGACCUGCCGGGACAUUGCCAGACACCUCCCGGACGGCUGCCCCUCCAUGCUGGUCCUUCCGCUCUAUGCCUCCCUGCCCUACGCCCAGCAGCUGCGCGUCUUCCAGGGGGCCCCGAAGGGCUGUCGCAAAGUGAUCAUUUCAACCAACAUCGCUGAAACCUCCAUAACCAUUACAGGAAUAAAAUAUGUAGUUGACACGGGCAUGGUUAAAGCAAAGAAGUAUAACCCCGACAGUGGCCUGGAGGUGUUAGCUGUGCAGCGGGUGUCAAAGACCCAGGCCUGGCAACGCACAGGACGGGCUGGCAGAGAGGACAGUGGUAUCUGUUACCGGCUCUACACGGAGGAUGAGUUUGAGAAGUUUGAGAAGAUGACGGUGCCAGAGAUCCAAAGGUGUAACCUGGCGAGCGUGAUGCUGCAGCUUCUCGCAAUGAAAGUCCCAAACGUGCUCACCUUUGACUUCAUGUCCAAACCAUCUCCAGAUCACGUUCAGGCAGCCAUCGCCCAGCUGGAGCUGUUGGGUGCCCUUGAAAACAAGGACGGCCAGCUCACCCUGACUCCAAUCGGAAGAAAGAUGGCGGCUUUCCCGUUAGAACCCAAAUUUGCCAAAACCAUCCUCCUGUCCCCCAAAUUCCACUGCACGGAGGAGAUACUGACCAUCAUCUCCCUGCUGUCAGUGGACAGCGUGCUCUACAACCCCCCCUCCCGGCGGGAUGAAGUGCAGGCUGUGCGGAAGAAGUUCAUAUCCAGCGAGGGCGAUCACAUCACCCUGCUUAACAUCUACCGGGCCUUCAGGAACACAGGCAGAAACAGGGAUUGGUGCAAAGAGAAUUUUGUCCACAGCAAGAAUAUGAUGCUGGUAGCUGAAGUCAGAUCACAGCUGAGAGAUAUCUGCCUAAAGAUGUCCAUGCCGAUCCUGUCGUCGCGAGGGGACACAGAGAGCGUCCGCCGCUGCCUGGCGCACAGUCUCUUCAUGAGCACCGCCGAGCUGCAGCCCGACGGGUCCUAUGCCACCACGGACACCCACCAGCCCGUGGCCAUCCACCCCUCGUCCGUUCUCUUCCACUGCAAGCCAGCCUGCGUCGUGUACACGGAGCUGCUCGUCACCAACAAGUGCUACAUGCGCGACCUGUGCGUCGUGGACCCCGAGUGGCUGUAUGAGGCUGCCCCCGACUUCUUCAGGAGGAAGCUGAGGGCCUUCAGGAACUGAGCCGCCCGGGGCGGGAGCUGGGCCGCAGCCGGCCUCACUGCGGACUCUCAGGCUGGCACCCAGAGCGGUCGUAUUGAGCGGAUUAUGCCCGGCCUCUGGGAGCUUGAAAGCAUCUCUGUCUAAACUCCUCAGACUGAACCACACAGACAUGCAGUGAACUUGGAGACUUCAAAAUGAUGCUUUCGGUUCUUGCUCGGCGACUUUGGGUGACUUAGUUAACUUCUGAGCCUCAGUUUCCCUAUCUGCCAAGUGGGGGUGAUAAUAAUAAUACUUACAGGGUUGGGGUCAUGAGGUUUAGAGCAAAUGAAAGGAAAGUACCCAGAGCUGUGCCCGCCCACGAUAAACACGCCUGAAUCGUGAGCCGUGGAGCUCGGUUGCUGUUACUGCUUUUCUACAUGAUGUGAACCAGGUACAACAAAACCCCCUGAGUUCUCGAGACUGAGGGGGAUUGUCUGGAAAGGGGACCACCAGAGGUCACAGAGCUGUUGACCUUGGAUCUAUUUUAACUUCUAUCUGCAUGGAGUUUUAUAACAGAAAACAGAAGAGAUUAACUUCUGUUUCAGGAGGGAGGUGCUUUUGGGCCAUGAACACUUGAGCCUAAGGAGUGUCUCUGAGCUGAGCUUAAGGCAUUUCUCCUCUGGCCCUGCGGGUGGGCGGAGGUGAGAACACAGGCAGCUUUGGCUCAUCCAUCACCUCAUCUAGUGUUUAUGUUCUUUUAUUUAUUUCCUAUGGUCAUUUCCUAUGAUCGUUUUUCCUUCUUAGAGACCUGGGGACAGCCUGGCUUUGCCACUCGCCCCUCUCUAGCCCUCAUUUUCCAUAUUUGUCAGAGGGGAUUAGAGGGUCUCCACAGUCUCUUCCUGUUUUCAUAUUUUGAGGAAGGAAAAGACACCAAAAGUUCUUCUUAGCUAUUUAAUUAUCAAAAGCAAAUAAUCUUUCCCCAGAGAAUGCUAUGCCCUAGAAGACGCCAAGAUUUAGCCCUUUUAUUGUGCUUAAUUGGUCAAAAUACACAUGUGCAGUAUUUUGGUUAUUCCUUUAUUUAAUAGAGGCCUAGGAUGUUUAGGGUUCAAAAGGUAUUGGUAAAAGAAAAUAUUGUAUUUUUAAUAAAAUGUUCAAAAGGUAUUGGUAAAAGAAAAUAUUGUAUUUUUAAUAAAACGUUCAUCAUGCUGGUAAAAAAUUGGGAGUGGGGUAAUUUAUUAUGUUCCUCAGCAAAUUAUAUAGAGGAAUUCUCUGGGACAAGUAAAAUUUAAAAUUUUAAAAAUAGCUUCUAUGUUUCUGUACAGAAAUAUAUUUAUCACUAACAUUCUGGUAGAGUUUUCAUACAGUAGUUUUUUAUUGGGCUUUUUAAAAAGUUAACUUUUAACAUAGCUGCUCAGGGAUUAAAUCAUAUUGGAAAAGCUGGUCUGACUCUCCAUAUUACUACAAAGAAAUACAUGGUUGUUUACAUUCAGCUGCAGGGGAUAGAUAAGUACACUUUAAACUUUCUUAAGAAAGUUAAAUGUUUCACAGUGAUGUUGCAAUCUAACCUUGAGCUAUUCUUUUCAAUCCUACAAUCUCCAGUGGUGUGCCGCCUUUUUUCCAACCUGUGAAAUCCAUAUCUAGGUGAAUCACUAGCUCCCUUGAGCAGCUUCAUGUAAAUAGAUGCACUCCAAGCAGAUCACAUGCCUCAGAUGUUUGUCUUCUGCUUCUAGUAAUCAUGGAGUGUGAAACCUCCAGAGCAGCAUAGAUCUAAAAACUGCCAACACCCAGUUCUUGGUAAAAAAAACCUUUGGUAAAGAGAUGCCAGAAUGGAGACAAGUUUUUGCUCUGUGGAUAAGACUGAUUAUGUACUGUGAUGCAUAUAAAUCCAUUUAAUCCAGCUGUCAAGAAAUGCUUAGAACUGUGGCCAGGCAUCUAAGAUACCAUUCCUUGUGCAUAGAAGGAAACACUGCACCUGUGGGGAAGCAAGAAUUUCAUUAUAUUUUAUUUGAUCAGAAUAUUAUAACUUGCAGCAAAAAAAAAAUCUAGUUGGUUCAGGUUUAUGUUGUAUUUUGAGAGUCUCUUCUUGUUCAAACAGAGCUCUAAAGAAGCACUGGCUCUUGUAUAUAAUGCUCAAAUUUGCACAUGACUA
This is a messenger RNA of Mesoplodon densirostris (Blainville's beaked whale), 4376 nucleotides long. RefSeq names its product DEAH-box helicase 33 (gene DHX33). Bases 146 to 2269 code for a protein of 707 amino acids. Gene Ontology annotation, molecular function: ATP binding; RNA binding. Gene Ontology annotation, cellular component: nucleolus; intracellular anatomical structure. Gene Ontology annotation, biological process: positive regulation of transcription by RNA polymerase I. The transcript is spliced from 12 exons. NCBI's taxonomy places the organism in Eukaryota, Metazoa, Chordata, Mammalia, Artiodactyla, Ziphiidae. The record is from RefSeq and is a predicted model, not a curated record.